This is a messenger RNA of Vigna umbellata (rice bean), 498 nucleotides long. Lineage: Eukaryota; Viridiplantae; Streptophyta; Magnoliopsida; Fabales; Fabaceae. The record is from RefSeq and is a predicted model, not a curated record.
AUGUUCAAGAAAUUAGGGAUUACUAUUCCAUUGACUGAGGCAUUACACCAAAUCCCUGCGUAUGCAAAAUUUUUGAAGAAGUCCCUCAAAAAGAAGAAAUAUUUAGAUGAGGGAACAAUUGAAGUACAGGGAAAUUGUAAUGCGAUUUUGCAGAAGACACUUCCUCUUAAAGUCAAAGAUCCGGGAAGUUUUACUAUUCGUUGCACUAUUGGGAAUUGUGAUGUAGGGAAAGCUCUAAUAGAUUUAGGGGCUAGCAUCAAUUUGAUGCCCUUAUCUGUGAUAAAGAAGAUUGGUGAUCUUGAGGUUAAAUCUACUAAGAUGGUGUUGCAAAUGGCGGAUAGAUCUACCAAGAAUGGCUAUGGUGUAGUGGAAGAUGUUGUGGUCCAAGUUGAAAAACUUAAAUUCCCAAUGGAUUUUGUAGUGAUGGAGAUGGGGGAAGAUCUAAAGAUUCCUAUCAUUCUUGGAAGGACAUUCAUGAAGAUGAUGACAAAUUUAUGA